Dendronephthya gigantea is the source of this 889-nucleotide messenger RNA. RefSeq names its product CD63 antigen-like. Bases 109 to 801 code for a protein of 230 amino acids. The transcript has 7 exons. Lineage: Eukaryota; Metazoa; Cnidaria; Anthozoa; Malacalcyonacea; Nephtheidae. Gene Ontology annotation, cellular component: membrane. The record is from RefSeq and is a predicted model, not a curated record.
UCACACGGCAAGACAUGCACAAUAACACAAACACUCGCAAGUUGCAUAGAAGCUUCUGAGUUCCAUCUACAAACAGCACUACAACGAGCAGAUUUAUCAACAUACAUAAUGGGUAUUGGUGUCAAAAUAGCACAAGCUUUAUUGGUUGCGUUCAAUUUAGUCUUUGUGCUGAUUGGCCUAGCAGGCAUAGUUGUUGGUGCCAUUAUUCGCCUGAAGUAUGAUGACUAUGAGGAGCUUUCAUCACACAAUGUUGGAGGAGUCUCGAUUUUGUUGAUUGCCCUUGGUGGAAUCAUAUUCAUUGUGUCUUUCUUUGGAUGCUGUGGGGCGAUACGAAAAAGUGUCAUUAUGCUUACCAUUUUUGUGGUAUUGCUGGUGAUAUUACUUGUCAUUGAAAUUGCUGCUGCAAUCACAGCAUAUGUCUACAAAGACAAGAUGAAAGGUUAUCUUGAAGAUGGAUUUAAUGAUGCAUUGGAUAAUUAUAAUAAUUCGGACUACCGAAAAGCUCUUGACACAGUACAGAAAGAUUUUGAUUGCUGUGGCGGGACUGAUGGUCCUGCAAGCUAUACAAGCAGAAACAUUACCAUCCCAUCUUCCUGCUGCGCUAAAUUGAAAAAUGGAACUUCAUGUAAUGAACAUAAUGCUUAUAAAAAGGGUUGUGUUGAUAAAUUGUUUGACUAUCUUGAACAUCAUUUGGCAAUUGUUGGUGGUCUUGCUGUUGGUGUUGCUGUUAUUCAGGUUAUUGGUAUCAUCUUUGCUUGCGUUGUUCGUCGUGAUGUCAAGGAAGGCUAUAACUAUGUGUAAUUUUAGUGUUAAAGAAUUGCUGUGAAAUUAUUAUUCCUUAAAGCACAAUAUAUAUAUACAACAAAUGCAUAUAUAAUAUGUACAUAAU